Messenger RNA from Phycodurus eques (leafy seadragon), 706 nucleotides. RefSeq names its product fibronectin type III domain-containing protein 9. Lineage: Eukaryota; Metazoa; Chordata; Actinopteri; Syngnathiformes; Syngnathidae. The record is from RefSeq and is a predicted model, not a curated record. The transcript has a single exon. Bases 16 to 603 code for a protein of 195 amino acids. Gene Ontology annotation, molecular function: protein binding.
AAGCAUUUUUCUCUCAUGGGGGUCGCAGUCUAUAACAUCUCAGCUUCCUCCGCCAGGGUGAGCUGGCCGCCGUUGGCCAGCUGCCUGGACACCUUCUACAGCGUCAUGUACAGCCCCAACUGGAACAGCCUGCUCAUGGCCUUCAAGCGCAAGAGCUUCAUGCACGAAGAGCGCAUCCCCGUCAGCCAGACCGCCACCCACCUGGCCAACUUGCUCCCGCAGACCACCUACUUACUGUGUGUCACGUGCCAGGCCGCCAACCCGGCGCGGGAUCAGUGCCAGGCGUUCAUGACGCUGAACGACAAUGGCGAGGGGCAGGACCGGGCCGGCUGGGAGCUGGGCACGGGCGCCUGGCUGACCUGCUGCCUUUUGCUGCUGGUCAUCGCCGCCGUCCUGCUGUGGGGGUGCCUACACGGCGCCUGCACGGGUCGGGGGGGCGUCGGCGGGGGACGAGGAUGCUCGGUGGUGACCGACGCGGUCCGGUCGGGUCGCUCCUCGUCCGGCCGGCUCUACACGCCCAGGGGCAGCUGCGAUAACGGCGACCAACGCGGCCUCCACGAGCUCAGGACGCUGGCUCGGCUGUCUGGGAGCGAGCCAGUUUGAGGCAAUUGGAUUGAGGUCAUCACCAUAUUGUCUGGCCCAACGAAUUAUGGUGUAUUGUAUUAUAGAUUAUUAUGAAAUCCUGUGUGUCAGGAAAUAAAACCUA